GCUCAAGCCAUUUUGGCUCAAGCCAUUAUGGCUCAAGCCAGCUCGGCUUGAGCUAGCUUGGGCUGGCAGAUGGCGCGGGAGCCCCUCCGUGGGGCAGCUGGGGCCCGGGCUGCCGCGAACCGCCUCUUUCAGCGGCUGGUGCAGGAGCUGUCAGAGGCCCGGCUGGAGAUCGAGCGCCUCAAGGGCCUGCUGGUGCCAGCUGGCGGAGUCGCCCCAGGCUCUUGGCGCGACCGAGAGCUGGCGGCUCGGCCGGCCUUGCAGGCCGCCGCUGCAGGCGCUCGAGUGUGCGGCCGACGCAGGCGCCGCCGCAACGCCGCGUGGCACGCGCUGCGCGUGCCAGUCGGCGGCUUCACGACGGCCUCCGACGCGGCCAUCGCAGAGGUGGCAGCAGGGCCGCGCCUCGGGGCCUUCGGCGGGCUGGCCGCGCGUGAGCCCGUGGAGUGCAUCGUCGAGAUCUGCCUGGCGGAGGCCGCCGUGGUCCUCCUCCGAUUGGAGGUCGAGGUCUGCGCUGCGGAGCCUGCGGGUUCGCGGCCUGUGGGGGCGCCCGCACGCCGCACGCCGCUGCGCUCCGCGGCGAUGCCCUACAUCCCAAAGCCGCCUGGCGUAUGGGGCCGUCUGAGCCUGCAGCCCAGCAGCGACGAGAUCGCCAAGGCGGUCCUCAAGGGGCUGGGCCGCGGGCCCCUGGCGCCGCUGGACAGGGCUGAGCCUGGCCCUCCCCGUGAAGGGGGUUGGAAGGCAGGGUCUGAACCUGGCCCUCCCCGCGAAGGGGGUUGGAAGGCAGACGCGGGCGGUGCUGCAGGCGCUGGGACGCCGCCGCCGCCGCUGGCACACCCAGAAAGCCAUGCUGGAGCAAAGCGUGGCAUUGCAGUCGCGGGGACUUCCUGGUGGAGAGCGCGGGCGCGGGUGUCCAGCGCCUGGCUUGGCGUGCCCGACGCCAAGGAGUCCCGUCGCGACGCGGCCGACGAUCUGCAGAGCGAGAAGAAUGCGUCGGACAUCGGCAAGGACAGUGGCCUCGCGUACGUGUCGGGGCCUGCAGCUGUCGCGAUGUUCGAGAAGCGCAAGAAGUUCGUGACGGCGAUCGUGAAUAGGAGGCGAUUCGUGAUCGGGGCCGUCGCGGAUGCCGACGUUGCCUUGUGGGACUUCGUCUACAAGGUCGGCGUGGGCAGAGGCUGGGGUUAAACCCAGGCUCGGCCUACGCCCAGGAAGGGAUCCUGAGGGGUCCC
Molecule: messenger RNA, 1223 nt
Organism: Prorocentrum cordatum
Lineage: Eukaryota; Dinophyceae; Prorocentrales; Prorocentraceae
Source: the annotation of a GenBank genome assembly